AUGAACAAAGAUGCUGUGCAAAAUGAACGUGAACCACGCUCUGCAAGAAAUAAAAUGUUAUCGGUGCAUGCUGCUUCAUUACAUCAACAGCCGCGUAUGACAAUAUCAAUACACGAAUCGCCAAAUAAUCAAGCAAACAGUAGAUCUAAUCCACCUGAUAUUUCCUAUCGCCAGCCUUACCCAUUUAAUAGUUUAACUAAUAUCUACUAUCCGCCAUCACUAACAGUGUCACCAUUAGGCUAUAGUUCUAUACCAUCAACGCCAUCGACUACUGCACCCUUAUCAACAAUUCAGCCUAAUUUCUAUCAUCACUCAAGGCUUAGAUACCAUCCAAAUUCUAUAAUUCCUCCGCUACCAACAUCUAUGCAAGCAAACUAUUUAAUCGUUUCCAGUAGCUAUCGAAAUGCAAUCGAACUCUUAAACAAUGUCGUAAAAUGGGUCAAAUCUUCAUCACAAUUAAAUUGGUUAUUAUCGCGAGAUCUGAGUACUUUAAUAGAAUAUAACUGGGUUGAUUUAUUUAUUAUCUUCGCUAACCGUUGGAGAUUUACUUUCAAUACUGAGGAUAUUAUAGCAUCUCUUGAUCUCCAUUUCGAUGGUGCUGAUAUUAUUAAAGACAUUACUCUAAGUACCCGAACAUGGAUGGAUAUUAACUUUAAGUUAAGCAGCUAUCAACUAGAUUCGAAUGAAUACGAAUUUCUACUGUUGAUCCUGUUUUUAAGAUCUGGUAAGUGGCAUUAG
Molecule: messenger RNA, 738 nt
Organism: Trichoplax adhaerens
Lineage: Eukaryota; Metazoa; Placozoa; Uniplacotomia; Trichoplacea; Trichoplacidae
Exons: 2
Coding region: 1-738 (245 amino acids)
Source: RefSeq, a predicted model, not a curated record